UACUGACUCUUUCAAGUACACAAUUACACCUCCGCUAUUUUCGUUUCGUUAUCCAAUAGGAUGAAAGCAAACGCUUUAAAUACAACUGUGGGUGAGAAGAAGGCAUAUCAGUUGGAGUCCCAUUCGCAGGAAGGAGAAAUGAUCAAAUUUUGUGAGUAUGGAGACAGACACUGAUAUAGCUGUCAUUGGAAUUGGGUGUCGGUUUCCUGGUGCGGAUAAUAUAGAUGAAUUCUGGAGAGUGCUAGUUAAUGGAGAAAAUCAUGUCGUGGAUAUACCACCCGAACGAUGGAACAAUGCUGCCUUUUAUAGCGAUAACCCGGACGAACCGGGAAAAUAUUAUGGAAAGAAAGCUGGAUUCCUUAAUAGGCAUGACGAAUGGGACAACAGUUUGUUUGGUAUCAGCGAUACUGAAGCAGUGCGCAUUGACCCUCAACAUCGGUAUGUCUUGGAGUGUACACAUAUGGCGAUGGAAGACGGUGGUAUCACCAGGAAACACAUAUCAGGAACAAAAACUGGAGUUUACAUUGGUGCUAUGAAUGAUGACUAUAAAAGUUUGUCAAAUCUGGACCAUGAUGAAGAUACAAACUACACUGCCACCGGGAUGAGCACUACAAUUAUAGCAUCACGUGUGUCUUAUGUUUAUAAUCUUCGCGGUCCAUGCAUGGUGGUUGAUACAGCGUGUUCUUCUUCCAUCACGGCUAUAAAUCUUGCAAGUGAAGCUAUCAGAUCAGGUGAUUGUGAUAUGGCUAUUUGUGGUGGUGUGAAUAGUUUACUUUGUCCGGAUGUAUUCAUUACACUCAGUCGUGCCAAGAUCUUGUCACAAACCGGCCAGUGCCAGACGUUUUGUGACUCAGCUGAUGGUUACGCCCGAGCUGAAGGGUGUGGUAUUGUCAUCAUUAAGUCACUUAAAAAGGCACUACAAGAUAAAAACAAAAUCUGGGGAGUUGUAAGAACCGGAAUAAACCAGGACGGACGUUCUGUUCAACCAAUAACUACACCAUCUGGCGAACAACACGAAGAACUAUUCAAACAAGUAUACUCUCGCUAUGACGUUAAUCCAACAGAUCUUCAGUACAUUGAAGCGCAUGGAACAGGAACUCGGGUCGGGGAUCCAACAGAGGUAAACGCUCUGGGGAGAUUCAUCAGCAAGUACAGGAAUGAGUCAAAGAUCGCAAAUCUGAAGAAAGAUGAUGAUGAUGAUGAUGAUGAUGCUGAUGAAAUAAAUAGUCCCGGGCAAAAAGGUAUCGUCUUCAAAAAGAGAUUAAACAAAGAAAUAAAACAGAAUAGUCAUGGAACUGACAAUAAUGCAGACCCAUAUAAGGAAAGGGAGAAAAUUCUUAUCGGUUCAGUGAAAACAAAUAUCGGACAUGCGGAAGCCGCAGCUGGAAUGUCUGGACUGAUCAAAGUACUACUAAUGAUGAAAAAUGGAAGCUAUGUACCAAGUAUACAUAUACGGAGAGACAAAUCAAAUCUUAACAAGAACAUUAAGCUUGAAGAAUACGGAUUUGAUAUUGCUAUGGAAACUGACGAAUGGAGAACAAACGAACUUGGGGAGAGGAUAUGCUGCGUCAACUCGUUUGGAUUUGGAGGGUCCAACAGUCAUGCAAUAGUCAUCCAGAUACCAGAACACAGAUCAAAAAGCCCAAAUACCACAGAAAGUAAUCUAUGGUUUCCGGUUUGUGUAUCAGCUCCAAAAACAGACUGCUUAAAAUCCGUGUUGGAAUCUUUGAGCACACACCUGGACACUAAAAUUUGCAAUUUACAAGACGUAUCAUUUACGUCAGUAUUUCACCGUGAUCACUACAGCAGCAGAACAUUACUAUUUGGCACCAGUAAAGAGGAAAUCACACAACAACUGAGACUCAAAUUAUCGAACAUGGAUCAAAUUCAAACUCAACAGAAAUUUCGGACAAUCUUUGUAUUUUGUGGAGUAGGUACAACAUGGAGUGGUAUGUGUAGAGAAAUGACAGCAACACAACCAGUCUUCAAAGAGAAGCUGAUGAACAUUGACCAGCAUCUCAAACUAAUAGCUGGAUGGAGCAUUGUUGCAAGGAUUGAGGCGCAAGACUAUUCUGAUCCUGUUGUAAACCAUAUCGCCAUAUUUUGCACGCAAGUAGCUUUGUAUGAAUUAUGGAAGAGUUGGGGGAUCUACGCAGACGCUAUUGUUGGGCAAUCUGUGGGGGAGGUAGCUGCCGCCUAUGCGUCUGGAGCUCUUUGUCUUCAAGAUGCUGUUUCUGUUAUAUACUACAGAUCAAAAGAGUUAGCUGAAAAUUUGGGAGGAGUGAUGGUAGUUGUUGGAAACAUUCCCAUUCAAGAUGUAGUAAAAAUGUGUGAUCAAUACGCACGACGUGUAACUAUUGCUGUGUAUAACAGUCCAUAUUCAUGUACGCUUUCAGGUGAUGCUGAUGUGAUGGACAAAAUUGUAGAUCAGAUUGAAGUCCUGAACCGUGAGUGUUCUUCAAAUAUUUUGAUCAAGCGGCUUUCCGUACCAUGUGCGUAUCACAGUCACUACGUAGAAGCAAGUAUGGUUAGGAUAAGAAGUCAUUUGAAGGCUAUCCGAAAAGGAACGAGGGAAAUCGAUCAUUAUUCAACUGUUACUGGACAACUUGCUACCGCUGAUGAAUUUCAGACAGGGCAGUAUUGGGCGGACAAUGUGUAUAAGCCGGUUCGUUUCAUGGAAGCUAUAGAGGCUGCGGCACAAAAAGAUGUGACAAAUGUUUAUGUAGAGGUUGGACCAAGACCGGUGCUGAAAGCUCAUUUAAAAAACAUUCUUGGAGACAAGUUCAGAGCUGUUAGUCUUCCUUCAAUGAAUAUGGAAAAAGAAAAUAUGACUGCCUUCUCCUCACUUGGUUUACUAUAUGAGCUUGGUGCUGAUAUCAAAUGGGAAAACCUAAAUAUCAGUGGUACAUCAAUCGAUGUGCCACGAUACACAUUCAGUAAAUCAAAAUUGCUUUUUAUUCCAUUUCAAAAACAACAGGUUAUGAGAGGCGUCCCAACAAGCAAUUACAUGCAUAUGUAUGUUAGAGACACUGGUAGCCAACGGGAAACAUUUCAGAUAAAACUGGACAGGGAAACGACACCCUUUGUGUUCGAUCAUUACUUCCUAAACAGUCUGAUUGUACCCGGGGCUAUAUUCGUUGAAGCAGCAUUUGACAUUGGUCAAAAGAAGACGGAACUAAGCGUUUAUGAGCUUAGCAUCUCGAGUGAGUUCUGUCAUCGCUUAAGUCUCGAAAACGACGAGCAGCUCUUGGUAGAAGCGGAAGUGACUUCUGGUACUGACAGAAAUGGAUAUCAUUAUGUCUUCAAAGAUAAAAGGGAGACAAUAUGUCAAGGACAUAUAUUUCCGCGCACAAAUCAUACUAGGUCAGAGAUUGAUCUAGCACCAAUCAUUUCAAGAUGCAAGGUUUAUAGAAACAAUGUUGAAAGCUAUAAAUGCUUAGGACAACUUGGCCUUAGAUAUGGCGAGUCCCUAGCACUCAUUCAACAAUCAUGGACGUCUUCUAAGGAAUGCAUUGCUGAGAUACUUGUUCCGAAAACCGUUCAAAAGCAGAUCAAAAUGACCCACUUUCAUCCUUCAAUUAUAGAUGCUUUAUUUCAAGCAUUUGGUAUUUUGCACGUGACCACAACGGAGAUAGAAGGUAUUACAUUGCCUAAAGCCUUCCGUUCGUUGGUAAUAUACAUGCCCCCACAGGAAAGAAUGUAUGCGUAUUGUCAAAGGAUUGAAGAAACACCACUGACCAAACAUUACAAUUUACUUCUGCUGUCUACAACUGGUAUCACCAUUGCAGAAAUCAAAGGCUUUUACCCAAAUACGACAAAAGCGCCAGGUACGUUGGAUGAUAGCAUUGUUUAUAAUCUUCGGUGGAAAAAAAUUAGAGUACCUGACAAAAUUGAGAGACCUGGUAACGACAAUACAAACGGACUUCUCGUGUUUGCAUCGAAGCAUUUCAUAGAUAAUUUCAAUUCCCCUGGUGACACAUUAGUCAGUGGCAAAGUCAUCCUUGACAACACAAUAGAUGAUGCAUCUGUCUUCAGAAAAGCUCUCAUGAGUGUUUCUACAACAAGCAGAAUCAUUUUUGCGCCGUUUCAUCACAUCGCAAAUACCAGCAGCGACAACAUGGAAGUGUUUCUUCGAUCUAAGACAAAUUUUCAAAAUUUAGCGCUUCUCAUACAAGUUUUGAAAGAAGCGAACACAUCAGUACCAGUGUUUGUUGUGACAGAAGGAGUUAUGGCCGACCCGGAUUUGAAAAUCAGCUCUUCCAACAUUUGUGGAGCGGAGCUCUGGGGAUUGGUAAGAUCUGUACUUAGGGAACAUUCCUUCAUUGAUGUAAGACUCGUUGAUAUGACAAUAUCAGAUAUCAAUUUCACCGUUUUAUAUGAUGUCCUUUGGUCAGAUAAUGUCGAUUUCCAUGAAUAUCUCAUUCACAAUGGUAAACUUUUUCACAGUGACCUUGUUGACGUGCUCAAUACUGUACCAAGUAAGCGCAGGAUAACAUUUGAUCCCGCUGAAACCAUGAUCGUGAAGUCUGACUGUCCUAGCAUCGUGACAAAUGUUCACCUGGAACACAAGCAUAAAGAAACGGACAUGCUCAAAGCGGAAAGUCAACAAAAUCGUCAAAAUUAUCGCGAUAUUCUUGUUCAUUUUGUUUGUAUUCAUAACACUGACUUGUAUCCAAUUUCGACAGUUUUGGACAGCAGUGGAUCAUCCAUCUGGCCAGAAAGCAACGAGUUUGGGUUUCCAGUUUUAUGUCUUGAAGGUGUCGGCACAAUGGUCGAUCGAUCCUUUAAAUCUGAACCACACAUGUCUAAACCAAAGGUUGGGUUUUGCUUUCCGACAGAUGUCACUACUACUGUUUCAGUUCCUAGCAAUUGUACAUUUGACGUUGCAGAACCGUCAAUAUACGUGCCCGGUAUGAUGACACUUGGUGUAAUCGUCUGGAGUAUAGCAGAUAUUUGCAAUACGUCUUCCAGCAUUUGUGUUAUUUUAGAUGAAGAGUUGCAAUUCUGCACAGAUGCCAUUACAGAAAUCUUUAAAAGACAAGGGAAAAUUGUGCAAAUUGAUGACAUGAAAAGUUUAUCAGAAAAAUGCUCGGUACAAGCGGUUGCUCCAAGAACCCUAGUUAUCCUCGGAAAAAUUGUGGACCACAAUGCAUGUGCCGAUAUCAUACCUGUAAGAUAUCCAAAUGUGAUCAGUAUUAUCAGUAUUGAAGCAUAUUUUCCAAGGGCAGUUGAAAGGGCCACGAAACAUCAGUACAAGAGUUUAUCUAUCCAUGUCCUGAAAGCAGAAGAUUUCUUUACCUCAUCUCGACUGACAAAAAUUGUACCGGAGCUUAACAAAAUGUUCAGAUCAAGUACCUUGUCGAUGACCAUAGAGCAGAUCGCUUGCCUUAGUAAUCAUGACAGCAAGGCACAUGAAGUGCUGAAAUUACCUUUCCCGAUCCUGCUAGUUACUGAUGAGAAACUGUUGGAGUGCAAAAUUCCUGUAAUGGUAACAAAAGAAGAAUUAUUCAGGCGAAACGGAUGCUAUAUUUUAAUCGCCGGUCUGACUGGGUUAGGAUGGGACCUUCUCCAGCUGAUAGCAGAACUUGGUGCUGGCUGUGUUGCAACUAUAUCAAGAAAGGUUCCAUCAUCGCAAAAAAAACAAGAUAUUGAAGACGUACAAAACAGAUAUAGUUGUAAAGUUAUUUCUCUUCAAGCUGAUAUUUCAGACAUUCGUCAACUGGAAGAUGCGUUAAAAGAGCUUCAAGUGCAAAUCGACGGUGAUUUCCAGAUAAGAGGUGUUUUCCAUGGCGGAGCCGUUACACGUGAUAUGUUGUUAGAAGAUAUGAGCGAGGAAGAUGUUGAAAAGCCGUUGUUUCCAAAAAUUUUAGGAACCUGGAAUCUACAUCUGGCGACCAGACACAUGGCUCUUGACUUCUUUGUGAUGCAUUCUUCGAUUGUUUCAAUCUUCGGCAAUAAAGGACAAUGUAACUAUGCUGCUGGAAAUGCAUUUCAAGAUGCCGUUGCACACUACCGUCGCAGUCUUGGCUUAUGUGGUCAAAGUAUAAAUUGGAGUACAUUAGCUGUAGGAAUGGCAAUAGAAAAUAAGAAGUUAGAAGGCUAUUUGAAAAGUCAAGGUUUUCAUUUCCUUAGCUCAGCCGAUAUUAGGAAAUGCUUCAUUCGAGCUUUGAUGGAAAAUUAUCCUCAAGUAAUAUUUGGACGCUUUGACUGGAAAAGUCUUCAAGAAAAUGGAUCAAUUCAAUUUAAUUCAGCAAAAUUUGCAAGUUUUGCGAAAGUAGAAAUACAAUCGACAAAACAUUCUGGCUUGAGAGAUAAUCAGUUUUGCUUUGAGGAAUACUACGAGUCCAGUGCCGAGAAACAAAGGGAGAUAAUUGAAUGUUUAGUAAAAUUAACAAUAUCCGAAAUGCUUGUGAUUGAUAACUUCACUCUUACAAAGCACAGUAGCUUCACUGCAAUGGGUAUCGACUCAAUGACAGCAGCAAGCUUCAUUAAUUCCAUUGUGAAGGCUACUCGCGUCCGAGUACCACUUGAUCAAAUAUACAAUGACUCAACUGUUGAAACAGUUACUAAGUACAUCGUCGAACAUAUUCCCCACAACACAAAGAGUCCUGAAAACUCUAACCAUACACGGAAUAUCAACUGGCAAGAACAAUCGGGGUCGCUUACCACGAGAUCAAACCCUGAUAAUGAAACAGCCAAUACUCCGGCGAAAGGUGUCCAAAUAGAUAGCGAAAUCACAACUAAAGCAACCAUAGAUUCAGAUUUGAUGAUGGCAGGGGAAAGAAAAUUGAGAAGUCAUACAUCUGAAAAUAUUUUUUCAGACUACUUUGUCAUCCAGAACAACAUAUUUGAUAAAAAUGUACAUGUAUCACUUACCAGAGACAAUGGUUCCCUCCUCUUGCAAUGGUAUGGGAAAGCAAGAAAGCUACAGGUGUUGCACGUCAAAUUAGUGAUGGAAAUAGACCUAAAAAAUGUGCAAGGAGACUUCCAUAUUCUUCUUAAAUGCUCUGACGAGUGGAUUGGUUUGAUAACAAGUUCUGAAAAUACAGCAACUAGGUGGUUUAAAGUAUUGAAGGAAGCCAUUGAUCGCAACGUUCUCUCAGAAACGCCGGAAGAAUCAGCAACCUCUGUUUGAAAACUUUUCGUUUGAAGUGUUUGGUUAAUCGAAGCCAAAAUGUUGUUCAUUUAGACCCUUAUGUUAUGUAGCGUCAAGCUGUAGUUUACCUUACACAAAUUCGAUUUAACUCCCGUGAAUCGCUUACUUGAACUAAUACCGGAACUUGAGGAUUGCUGCACAUCUUAUUACCUCUCGUGAACGGAUCAAAUUGUGUUUGGUAUUAUUGCUGUGUUCUACGUUCCAAAGUACUGCUAAUAGAUCUGAUAAAUGUUUGCUCAUGCUUUUAAUUGUUUGAGCAGACUGUUUAACAGUAACAACAAAUCUGGUUACCCCGCCUUUUAUAACUUUACGCGUUUUUUACUACACAAACGGUCGUAAAAAAAACAGAUUUAAAAGUUAAACCUAAAUGUUAACUAUACAAGAACAAAAUGAAAAGCUGAACUAUUACUUGAGCAACAUAUCUGGAGAGACAGAUAAAAGAAUGUAUCCAAACUGAGGACAUAUGCUGAAUUUAAUUUCUUAAUCUGAGAAAAUAUAAACGCUCUAGAAUGCUCGCUCAGUCUAGGAGUUAGUGGGAUUUUGCCCAAUAGGAUCGAAACUGGACGGUACAUUGGAGAACGCCCGGAGGAUAGAUUUAAGGAAAAGUUCCAGUUUGAACCCUACUUAGUUGAUACACCUCAUAACUUACUUAUAUAUGUAAUUAAAUUUAGGAGUCCCAGUUGAAACGGGAAGUUGGAAUGAAACCGAACUUCACUUACGUAAAUGUACCCUGUAACUGUAUAGGACGUAUCAGUGAUGAAUAUCACUAUUUGUUAGAAUGUAAAGAACUGUCGGUAUUAACAAGACUUCUACAACAUUUAAGACGUCCAAACAUUAUGAUGUUUGAAUCUAUUUUGAACAUCAAAACAAAACACUUCGAUAAAUAUACACUUUUGUCUGUUUUUUAAGGAAAUUAUUAUGAAAUAUGUUUAGGAACUGUUUGCAUUAUCAUAUGCAAAUGUUUGAAUUUGUUUCAAUACACUGCCUGGUUUUAUUGAUUCAUCACUGUUACAAACGCCACCUAUUAUCUAGUUGGCCAAUUUUAUUUGACAUUUCUAAGUAGAAGUGUUAUACAUUUUCGUUUAUGAAUCAAUUCUGGACCAGUGACAGAUCAAUAAAACUAAGCAAUUGAUGUUGAUAUGUUCAUAUGAUAUGUAUGUUGACUACUAUUAUAAACGUCUUCCCCCUCCUGUGUACAAAACGAGACACACUCAUGUUUAUAUAUCUCUUAUAUAUUUCAGUAUGUGUAUAUAUGUUAUAGCUCAUAUUACCAUGUACUAUGAAAUUUGAAACUAUAUGCAUUUUAUGUGCAUAAACAUCUAUUAUCCAGAGAUAAUUUAUCAGAUCUGUUUAUUGCUCGGGCGUAAAAUAAAAUUGUUUGUUUCCGGUAUCCCGACCUACCCUAAAUUUUUGGCCCGACCCUAAAUGUUUUUAUGGCCAUGGAGAAUCUUUUUCUUCAACUUUUUAACAAAACGUUGCAAAAUUUCACUUUUUAGCUCACCAGAGCCAAAGGCUCUGGGCGAGCUAUUAGGAUCUCUCACCGUCCGGCGUCUGUUGUCCGUAAACCUUUACUUCAAACGACAUCUCCUCAUAAACUGCUAGGCAAAUUUAUCCAAACUUCACAGGAAUGUUCCUUGGGUGAAGCUCUACAAAAAUUGUUCAAAGAAUUGAAUUCCAUGCAGAACUCUGGUUGCCUUGGCAACCGAAAGGAAAAACUUGAAAAAAAUCUUCUUCUCAAAAAUCAAAGCCCUAGAGCUUAGAUAUUUGGUGUGAAUCAUUGCCUAGUGAACCUCUACCAAGUGUGUUCAAAUCAUGACCCCGGGGUCAAAAUUGACCCCGCCCCAGGGGUCACUUGAUUUUACAUAGAAAAAUCUUAAAAAAUCUUUUUCUCGAAAACCAGAUGCCCUAGACCUUAGAUAUUUGACAUGUAGCAUUGCCUAGUGGACCUCUACUAAAAUUGUUCAAAUCAUGACCCCGCCCCAAGGGUCACUUGAUUUUACAUACGAAAAUCUUCAAAAAAAUUCUAACAAAAAACCCAGAAGGCAUAGAGCUUAGAUAUUUCACAUGUAGCAUUGCCUAGUGGACCUCUACAAAAUUUGUUCAAAUCAUGACCCCGGGUUCAAAAUUGACCCCGCCCCAGGGGUCACUUGAUUUUACAUAGGAAAAUCUAAAAAAAUCUUCUUCUCAAAAACCAGAAGGCCUAGAGCUUAGAUAUUUGACAUGUAGCAUUGUCUAGUGGACCUCUACUAAAGUUGUUCAAAUCAUGACCCCGGGGUCAAAACUGACCCCGCCCUAGGGGUCACUUGAUUUUACAUAUGAAAAUCUUCAAAAAUUUUCUUAAAAUAAACCAGAAGCCCUAGAGCUUAGAUAUUUCACACGUAACAUUGCCUAGUGGACCUCUACAACACUUGUUCAAACAUGACCCCCAGGGUCAAAAUUGACCCCGCCCCAGAGGUCACUUGAUUUUACAUAUGAAAAUCUUCAAAAAAUUUCUAAAAAUAAACCAGAAGGCCUAGAUCUUAGAUAUUUGACAAGUAGCAUUGCCUAGUAGACUUCUACAAAAUUUCUUCAAAUAAUGACCCCCGAGGUCAAAUUGGCCCUGCCCCAUGGGGUUACUUGAUUGUACAUAGAAAAAUCUUCAAAAUUUCUUAAAAUAAACCAGAAGGCCUAGAGCUUAGAUAUUUGACAUGUAGCAUUGCCUAGUGGACCUCUACAAAUUUUGUUCAAAUCUUGACCCCCCCCAGGGGUUACUUGAUUGUACAUAGGGAAAUCUUCAUAAAUUUGCUUAAAAUAAACCAGAAGUCCUAGAUCUUAUAUAUGCGAUAUGUAACAUUGCCUAGUAGACUUCUACAAACUUUGUUCAAAUCAUGAUCCCCGGGGUAAAAUUGGCCCCGCCCCAGGGGUUACUUGAUUGUACAUCGGAAAAUUUUCCAAAAAAUUUCUAAAAAUCAUCAGUUUGAUAUUUGAAACAUGUAGCUCAUAUUACUCUGGUGAGCGAUCCAGGGUCAUCAUGACCCUCUUGUUAUGCUUUAAACAUGGUCAUUGAUGUUAGAAAUCAACUUACUGAUGCUCUAAAGGCAUAACCCCCUUAUCUGUGUUCAUUUUUUGACAUAAAAAAAAAAAUUCUGAAAAGUCUCAAUAAAAAAAAAUUUCCAAAAAGAAAAAAGAAAUUCCGACCUACCUACCCUAUUUUUUUAGCAUGUUACCGGAAACAAAAUUUUAGGCCUCAAUGACAAGCUAUGCUUUUCAAUGUCAUUGCUGUGUUAUAUUAUGUAUGAUAUUGAAAGUAUUGAUUAUUUCUAUUUAAUUUUUUUAUGAAAAAAAAAUGUUAUUUUUUUCAUAUGACAUAAUGCUUGUUUUCUGUAUUGACUUAAAGGUCCACUUGGCCGGAUAUGUUUAAUUGUUAAAUACUGUACAUAAUUAUGUUUAUACGUUCACACAAGUCGCGUUAAUAAACAAAUUUCUUAUCUAUCUUAUAAAUCAAUGAGCUUUAAAGUCGUUCAAACGGAUAACAAUAAAAUUCUUUACCUUUUGCAACCUAAUUUCUUUUAGAACCUGUUCAACAAAAAAAAAUCACAACUGUGUUUUGUACUUUUCAUAUUCAAAUCAUUUUACAACUGUGUUUUGUACUGAUCAUAUUCAAAUCAUUUUUGAAUUAUUUGGAUAGUCAGUUUGACGGAUAUACAGUUUCAAUUUCAUGUAUUUCAGAAAUAUAUGUGCUGUAAAUUUCUCAUGCACCUGAAAACAUAAACUAAGAUAUUACAACUCAUAAAGAGCUUUUUCUGAAUAUUUUAACAAACUUUAUGUUAAAAUUACAACUUACUCAAGGUGUAAUUUUCUCUACAGAAAAUAUUCAUGUAUCAAAUAUUUGCAAUGGAGCCUUUAUUUUGAUUAUGCUACUUGUCAUUUGGUAUAUUCAAAUGUUACAGUGCAUCUUAACCUUAUAAUUUCAUUGUUCAAAUUCAAAGAUACAGUUUCACCGUUAUGCAACUACCUUAUGCAUUUUGUACUAAUAAAAAAUGGAACAUUUUA
Molecule: messenger RNA, 11188 nt
Organism: Mercenaria mercenaria
Lineage: Eukaryota; Metazoa; Mollusca; Bivalvia; Venerida; Veneridae
Exons: 9
Coding region: 158-7135 (2325 amino acids)
Biological process (GO): fatty acid biosynthetic process
Molecular function (GO): fatty acid synthase activity; 3-oxoacyl-[acyl-carrier-protein] synthase activity
Source: RefSeq, a predicted model, not a curated record